UUAACCAACAAAAGGGAAAUCGAAUCAAAAGCUCCAGAGAGCGUCGAGAAUGGGGAGCAAGAACAAGGGAAGAACAAUGAUUGAAGUUGGAGCUGAUGGGGUUGCCGUUAUCACAAUCAUCAAUCCCCCUGUCAAUUCUCUUUCGUUUGAUGUCUUGCACAGCUUAAAAGAAAGUUACGAUGAGGCCUUACGAAGAGAUGAUGUGAAGGCCAUUGUUGUUGCAGGUGCAAAUGGAAAAUUUUCAGGUGGUUUCGAUAUUUCUUCUUUUGGUAGAAUUCAAGACGGAAAAGGGCAGCAGCCAAGGUCUGGCUAUAUAUCUGUUGAGGUUCUCACCGACACCAUCGAAGCUGCAAGAAAACCAUCAGUUGCUGCCAUCGAUGGCCUUGCCUUAGGUGGGGGUCUAGAGGUUGCCAUGGUAUGCCAUGCACGGAUAUCGACCCCUACUGCACAAUUGGGCCUGCCUGAACUUCAACUUGGAUUAAUUCCUGGCUUUGGAGGAACGCAGCGACUUCCACGGCUUGUUGGUCUGGCGAAGUCCCUCGAAAUGAUGUUGACUUCGAAGGCAGUUAAAGGCGAAGAAGCCCUUCAAUUGGGUCUUGUUGAUGCUGUUGUUUCAUCUCAAGAGUUGGUAAACACUGCACGUCGGUGGGCACUAGAUAUUUUGGCACGAAGAAAGCCAUGGGUUGCUAGCCUUUAUAAAACCGAUAAGAUCGAAUCCCUGGGUGAAGCAAGGCAAAUACUUAAUUUUGCUCGAGCACAGACUCGGAAGAGGGCUCCAAAUCUCAAGCACCCCUUGGUUUGCAUCGAUGUAAUCGAAGAGGGUAUAGUUAAUGGUCCGAAGCCCGCACUGAUGAAGGAGGUUGAAGCUUUUGAAAGACUCCUGAAAUCCGAUACCAGCAAAAGCUUGAUCCACGUCUUCUUUGCUCAGCGUGGAACAUCAAAGGUUCCCGGUAUUACUGAUCGGGGGCUGGUGCCUAGACGAGUGAAGAAAGUUGCCAUACUAGGUGGAGGUUUGAUGGGCUCGGGAAUAGCAACAGCAUUGAUUCUUAGCAAUUAUUCGGUGAUCCUGAAAGAAGUGAAUGAGAAGUUCUUGGAGACUGGGAUUGGUCGAGUUAAAGCCAAUUUGCAAAGCCGAGUUAAGAAAGGGAUAAUGACUCAAGAAAAGUUUGAGAAAACCAUCUCUCUACUUAGGGGAGUUCUUGACUUUGAAAGCUUUCGGGAUGUGGACAUAGUCAUCGAGGCAGUAAUCGAGAAUGUUUCUCUGAAGCAACAAAUUUUUGCUGAUCUUGAGAAAUAUUGCCCACCACAUUGCAUACUUGCAAGUAACACUUCCACUAUCGAUCUGAACUUGAUCGGUAAGAGUACUAAAUCCCAGGAUCGGAUUAUCGGGGCUCAUUUCUUUAGCCCGGCUCAUGUCAUGCCAUUAUUGGAAAUUGUUCGUACCGAGCAUACAUCUCCCCAAGUAAUUGUUGACUUGCUUGAUAUUGGGAAGAAAAUAAAGAAGACUCCAAUUGUUGUCGGAAAUUGCACAGGUUUUGCUGUCAACAGGAUGUUCUUCCCGUAUACGCAAGCAGGCCUUUUCCUUGUUGAAAGGGGAGCAGACGUUUACCAGAUUGACCGAGUAAUUACUAAGUUUGGAAUGCCAAUGGGUCCAUUUAGAUUGGCUGACCUUGUCGGCUUUGGUGUUGCAAUUGCCACUGGCUCACAGUUUGUUGAGAACUUUCCCGAGCGAACCUAUAAAUCAAUGCUUAUCCCAAUUAUGCAAGAGGAUAAGAGAGCAGGCGAAAGCACUCGCAAAGGGUUUUAUUUGUACGAUAAUAAACGGAAAGCUAGUCCUGAUCUCGAACUAAAGAAGUACAUUGAGAAGGCGAGGAGCAUCUCUGGUGUAGCUGUUGACCCUAAGCUUGUGAAAUUAUCGGAGAAGGACAUUGUGGAAAUGAUAUUCUUUCCGGUUGUGAAUGAGGCUUGCCGAGUUUUUGCUGAAGGUAUUACUGUGAAAGCAGCAGACCUUGACAUUGCCGCUGUUAUGGGCAUGGGAUUCCCAGCUUACAGGGGAGGAAUCAUGUUUUGGGCUGAUUCUCUUGGAUCUAAGUACAUCUAUUCAAGACUAGAGGAGUGGUCGAAUUUAUACGGAGGAUUUUUCAAGCCUUGUGCCUUCUUGGCCGAAAGAGCUGCAAAGGGUGCUCCAUUGAGUGCACCGGUGGAGAUAGGAAAAUCUAAACUAUGAAGCUGCUUUGAUUGCACUGCUUAAAGAUGGCCAUUUGAUGUUCUCUUUUUCCUGCUUCAUUCUCCAUCGAUAGAUAGGUAGAUGAACUUUCAAUAAUGUUGCUUCAGAUAAAGAAAAGAAAAGGGAGAUUUGUAACUAACGUUUCAGCAUAUGAAUCCUUUAUCAUAUUUAUUUUAAAGUAAUAUUUGGA
Molecule: messenger RNA, 2417 nt
Organism: Hibiscus syriacus
Lineage: Eukaryota; Viridiplantae; Streptophyta; Magnoliopsida; Malvales; Malvaceae
Product: peroxisomal fatty acid beta-oxidation multifunctional protein MFP2-like
Exons: 18
Coding region: 50-2227 (725 amino acids)
Biological process (GO): fatty acid beta-oxidation
Cellular component (GO): peroxisome
Molecular function (GO): (3S)-3-hydroxyacyl-CoA dehydrogenase (NAD+) activity; NAD+ binding
Source: RefSeq, a predicted model, not a curated record